This is a messenger RNA of Drosophila serrata, 2115 nucleotides long. It is a transcript of the gene stet, whose product is annotated as rhomboid serine protease stem cell tumor. The record is from RefSeq and is a predicted model, not a curated record. NCBI's taxonomy places the organism in Eukaryota, Metazoa, Arthropoda, Insecta, Diptera, Drosophilidae. Gene Ontology annotation, cellular component: membrane. Gene Ontology annotation, molecular function: calcium ion binding; serine-type endopeptidase activity.
AUCGCUACCAUCACUGCCAGAGUAGCCUAGAUCCCACAAACCAAACCUGGAGGAUAGAUAUAAUCAACAGGAUGUGGCCCGGCUCCGAGCGUGGAAGCUCGCGGGCACUAGAGUUCCCGACCAGCCAGCAGAACGCCGGCGGUAGUAGCCAACAGGAGACGCUGGCCGACAUCGAACAUAUAUCCACCAUAGCCGGAUCUUUGGCCUCCAUUGGCUCGAUCUCGCACACCCAGAUGCGUUAUCAAUGCACCAAUGAUGCCGGCUAUGACACGGAACACACUUCCCUCAACUCGGAUUUUGAUGAAAUUGAACUCCGCAGGGAGUUACUAAGAGAUAAAUGGAAACUACUCUUUGAUAUGUUCGAUCCGGAAGGUUUCGGCGAAAUCUCCUUCGAGGAAUUUAUUCUGGCAUUAAGAUCACCAGAGUUCUUGUCCCAAGUGCCUAUGAACAAAAGGGAGCUGCUGCUUGAGCGGGCCAAGAAGGCGCAACUGCCCACAGGACCGGGCUACGUGACGUUCCAGGACUUUGUGAAUGUGAUGAGCGGUAAGCGUACUCGAAGCUUCAAAUGCGCCGUACACCAUCGAGAUCGUGAGGUUUGCUCAGAGAACGACUUCCAGCUUGUGCUUAACGAACCGCCACUCUUUCGGAAAAUGGUGCAUGCCAUUGCCAUGGAGAUCCUGCCAGAGGAGCGGGAUCGCAAGUACUAUGCCGAUCGCUAUACCUGCUGUCCGCCUCCAUUCUUCAUUAUUCUGGUCACCGUAGUGGAGCUGGGUUUCUUUAUAUAUCACGCGUUGGUCACGGGUGAAGCGGCGGCGCGGGGACCCAUUCCCUCGGACUCGAUGUUCAUCUACCGGCCGGACAAACGGUAUGAGAUUUGGCGCUUCCUGUUCUACAUGGUACUACAUGCGGGAUGGCUGCAUCUCGGAUUUAAUGUGGCAGUGCAGCUGGUCUUCGGUCUGCCGCUGGAGAUGGUACACGGUUCCACGAGGAUAGCCUGUAUCUACUUCUCGGGAGUGCUGGCAGGAAGCUUGGGCACCAGCAUCUUUGACCCGGAGGUGUUCCUCGUGGGCGCCAGUGGUGGAGUCUACGCUUUGCUAGCCGCCCAUCUGGCAAACGUUCUGCUCAACUAUCACCAGAUGCGCUAUGGAGUGCUUCGAUUGCUUCACAUUCUUGUUUUCGUUUCCUUCGAUUUUGGCUUUGCCAUCUAUGCCCGCUAUGCUGGCGAGGAGCUACAGCUGGGAUCAUCGAGUGAAUUCCAGUCCAUAGAUCAGACUGAAACAGUGGUCGCUGUUUCGUUCGUGGCCCACUUGGCAGGAGCUAUUGCCGGCUUGACCAUCGGUCUGCUGGUCCUCAAGAGCUUUGAGCAGAAGCUCCACGAGCAGCUACUGUGGUGGAUCGCCCUCGGAACUUACUCGGCACUGGUCGUCUUUGCCAUAGCCUUUAAUAUAAUGAAUGGAUUCGCCAUGUUUAACGUUCAAGUGGAGAAAAUACGCGUUACAGAAACGUAUUUCAACGACUUUCAAGUGUAGGAGGAUCCCAGGAGGAUUACGAUGAUUAGAUCAAGAAUAUCCAUUAUCUCAUUUCGCUUAAAUUUAUGUUCAUUGCGUUCCGUUGAAGUUUUUAUUGUUUUCGGACGUCGAUUAAGGUUUCCCGUUUCCCGUUUAUUGUUUUGUUAUAAUCACGCUUUAUCUGUAGAAUCGGAUAGGGCCGAGUAGCCUCUUUAGAACUAUGCUUACGUGUAUUUUCGGCGUUAAUAAUUUUUUUUCAUUACUAGUUAAGUGACAACAAUAUUCAAUAGUAAGGGAAUAUUAAUAACAAAUGGAACUGAUUAGGUGUGUAACAUAAUGCUCAAGGAAUUCAACAUUUAUAAAUAUAUAUAUAUAUACAUAUAUAUAUACACAUAUAUAUAUACACAUAUAUAACUGCAGAAUCAGAAGACUUUAUAUAGGAGAUAAGGAAAAGGAAAACUCCACGAGAAGCUAUAAAAAUACAAAUAAAAAUAUGCUUAAGGGCUAAUAGAAACCGAUAUUGGCAAUAUAUCUUCUAAAUUUACAGGCCUUACAACAAAUUGAGAUAACUACCUCGAUAAGUAAUAAAUAAUAUUUAUAUAUGCAA